Molecule: messenger RNA, 670 nt
Organism: Acaulospora morrowiae
Lineage: Eukaryota; Fungi; Glomeromycota; Glomeromycetes; Diversisporales; Acaulosporaceae
Source: the annotation of a GenBank genome assembly
AUGUCGAACAAUGAAAUAUCCAUCGAGGCAGCAAAAUUGUGGCGUGAACUAUCCUCGGAAGAAAAGGAAAAGUGGGCCCGUAUGGCCGAAGAGGAAAAGAAAAAACAUAAAAAAAAAUAUCCAGGUUACACCUAUCGUCCGAAAAUCAGAAAACAAAAAAAAAGCGCGAAGAAUGAUAAUAAGAUGUUCUCCUCGUUCAAAGUAGAGGUUCGGAGCACUCUUGCGGUCGAACAAAAUUGUCUAAUUAAACCGAUGAAUAAUAUUAAUGUUGGAUCUUCGAUAGUCAGUAAUAAUUUCUUUUCAACUCGUGAUAAUGAAUUUAAUAAUUUGGUCAAUAAAAACAUCCCUAACUCUCAUUUUUCCGAGGAUGACGCUUCUCUGCAUUCAACUUCUAGUAACCCUCAUUUUUCUGAGGUCGACGCUUUUCCACAUUCAACUUCUAGUAAUAUUUCCAGCCCGCAUUUUUCUGGGACCACCGUCUCAUUAUAUCAAAAUUCAUUUUAUAUUCCUAACCUUCAUUUUUCCGAGAACGUUACUUCUCCACAAUCAACUUCUAGUAAUAUUUCCUGCCCUCAUUUUUCCGGGACUGCUGUCCCUUCAUAUCAAAAUUUAAUUUACAUUCCUAACCCUUAUUUUUUUGAGGCUGACGCUUCUCCACAUUCAACUUCUA